Messenger RNA from Purpureocillium lilacinum, 576 nucleotides. The record is from RefSeq and is a predicted model, not a curated record. NCBI's taxonomy places the organism in Eukaryota, Fungi, Ascomycota, Sordariomycetes, Hypocreales, Ophiocordycipitaceae.
AUGCUCCUUGGGAGCCGAAGACGGAGGCCUCCUCGUCGUCACGGCCCGUCCCGCCGGCCUGAACACUGCGCAUUCGCGGCUGAUGGGCGUGCUCGACAGCUUCCGUAUCCGUACCAGCUUCAAUGUGACGCGAGCCUCCCCACAACCUGCGGUUCACGAUCGUCGCUAUUCUCGGCUCGGCGACCUUGCUCCAGUCUUCUAUUUCGCGGGGGAGAAUCUGGGGCUCGGCCCUUCCAGUUCGGCAUCCCGCUUGCGAGGCAUCCGGUAGUGCCGGCACUGAUUGGGACGGUGUCGUCUGUUGGAUCGUCGUCGUCGUCGACUCGCCGACAUGGUUACGUACAUGUAUUUACGCUGUCCGUCGCUCUCACAUGGAGCGGGCAACCCCGGGCUGAGGCCGGAAGACUCCGGCGGCUCGAGGGGCGCCCAUCGUGUGUCAAAGCAUCUACGGCUUCAGCCAUUUCGGGCUUGCAGGCAUCAUCGUCUUGGAGAAGACGUGGCUGGACGCGCUCCAAAUCUCGCCUCUUUUCUUGGCUUGCGAGAUGUGAUUGGCAUUUGGAGAUUUCGUUGAGGCGAUGA